Molecule: messenger RNA, 1178 nt
Organism: Alternaria rosae
Lineage: Eukaryota; Fungi; Ascomycota; Dothideomycetes; Pleosporales; Pleosporaceae
Product: acyl-CoA N-acyltransferase
Exons: 2
Coding region: 492-1178 (228 amino acids)
Molecular function (GO): acyltransferase activity, transferring groups other than amino-acyl groups
Source: RefSeq, a predicted model, not a curated record
CGAUGAGCCGGUUAGAUUUUGUGACGCGGGGAAAGUGUCCGCAACUGACAUAUAUAUACUUUUACAUGUAUGUUGAUUUCGCGAAGGGCGCGUGGACCACACCGGGUGGUUGGACGGCAUCGUGUGUCGCUCAACCGUUGUUGCAGCCCUUGUGAGCACCAACAAACGAUGAGAAGAGUAAUAGUAGUAGAGCCCAAAGGCUUGUGACUCUUUCGGUAUUCUGGCUUGCACUGAGAGAAAAGGCUUGCUUUCCUGGGUGUGAUGUAUGCAUACUCCGCACGCGUAGCGACAUGGGUGUAGCCAGAAUGUGGGGCCCCUGACAACUGGAUAAAGUACGGUUGGAGCGCGUAUACGCAACCCUGUCGAUUGGAAAUGCGUGAGCCACGAAAACAGCGCUGUAUUGCAGUAUUAAUCGUUGAUCAAUUGCCAGGAUAUCUUUAGGUGUGUCGCAAAAGAGCGAGUCGUUCCCGCGUAUUCCUCUCGUAUCUACGAUGGCAACAGAGUCGACGAGCACAACCGAUUUCGAGCUUCGCCCUGCAAGAUUCUCAGAUCUUUCUUCGAUAGCGACAGUAUGGGCAGCGGCAUUCUUUGACGAUGAGAUCAUCGGCGAGAUGAUGCAUCCGCACCGACAUGAGUAUCCAGAUGACGUAUACUGGUUCUUGCUGCGAGGUGUUCGAGAGCGGUUCUGGGACUGGCGACAUCAAUUCAUAGUCGUAACAGACGACGGAAAGAUCGUCGGUGCCGCAGACUGGAGGAGACUUGGAAGGGGUGGGGAGGAGAUGGAAUUGGGAAGGGUAGAUCCACGUAACCUCAUCGCACCACUAGUGAAGACAUACCAUUCCAUGUCCCUAGCGCUCUUCCCCAAUCGCGCGGCUGAUCCUACGCGCGCUUCCUUCCUCGACACCGCUGUCGCGAGCUCGGAGAAGUACUGGGCUGGCCAUCGCACUGAGUGCUGGGACUUGCACGUCUGUGGUGUACACCCAGACUACCAAGGCAAAGGUGCUGGAAAGCUGCUAGCCCAAUGGGGUGUGCGCGAAGCACAGCAGGAGGCCGGCGAUGUUGUGGCUAGUGUCUUGUGUGGGGAGAAGAAUAGAGGUUUCUAUACGAAGGCUGGGAUGGGCGUACAGGUCUCGGAAACGAAGGGCGAUGGAGGCGGCAUCGCGUUGUUCACGAGAUAG